This is a messenger RNA of Cuscuta campestris, 672 nucleotides long. NCBI's taxonomy places the organism in Eukaryota, Viridiplantae, Streptophyta, Magnoliopsida, Solanales, Convolvulaceae. The record is from the annotation of a GenBank genome assembly.
AUGGAAGCAAGGGAAGGACGCAUGGCACAAUACAAGAACCUUGUACUUGCCGUGUUGAAAGGCUUCGAAGAAUUCAAGAUCGCCCAAAUUCCCCGGGCGGAGAACGCGGAUGCAGACCUUCUCUCCAAAUUGACGCAGUAUGCUCCCGAGCAUGUUUCGAAACUUGCCCGGGUGGAGAUCCUUGACCGUGCAAGCAUCGAGAAAUUGGAAGUCGCCGCUAUAGCGACCGUGAGCCAGUUUGACCGAUCAAACUUGGUCCGGGCGGACGACCAUUGGAUGUGUGAUCUGAUGGAAUAUUUGACGGAUGGGAGCUUGCCAGAACAAGAUGACCGGGCAAGAAAAGUGAAGCUCAGGGCACCCCGAUUCCAAAUUCUUGAUGGAAAGCUGUAUAAAAGGGCAUUUGGGGGGCCACUCCUGAGAUGUCUAACCAACCGGGAGGCUGAGCGAGUCAUAGCGGAAGUCCACGAAGGCGUAUGCGCGGCGCAUCAAAUGUCCCGUACGUUUUCCCAGCGCAUUAUCUUGUAGGGGUAUUACUGGCCAACAAUUGUCCAGGACUGUGAGAGGUAUGUACAGAAAUGUAGAACAUGUCAAGUGUUCUACAAGUACCCCGGUAGACCAGCAACCUACUAUCACCCCGUAUCAAAUGUCAUCCCAUUCGCUAGGUUCGGGGUU